Messenger RNA from Dicentrarchus labrax (European seabass), 1916 nucleotides. It is a transcript of the gene nkx3.3, whose product is annotated as NK3 homeobox 3. Gene Ontology annotation, biological process: regulation of transcription by RNA polymerase II; cell differentiation. Bases 221 to 1015 code for a protein of 264 amino acids. Gene Ontology annotation, molecular function: DNA-binding transcription factor activity, RNA polymerase II-specific; RNA polymerase II cis-regulatory region sequence-specific DNA binding. The record is from RefSeq and is a predicted model, not a curated record. Gene Ontology annotation, cellular component: nucleus. NCBI's taxonomy places the organism in Eukaryota, Metazoa, Chordata, Actinopteri, Moronidae. The transcript is spliced from 2 exons.
CGCUGCUGCUGGGAAUACUGUAAUAGACUUGACAGGUCCUGAUGUAGGCUGUUCAUUAGCAGACCGGACUUAGCUCACCACAAUUAAAUUAGAGCAAUUAAAGAGAGCGGUGAAAAGAUCGAAUCAGUAAGGACUUUUGCUUUCGAGUGGAUGAUCUCUUGAUGCCUCCAAAUAAAUCGCACGCCAGAGUGCAGGAACCAACCGUGCGUAUAUUUUAAUCAUGACAUUAAGUUUUUCGUCCUUCUCCAUUAAGGACAUCCUCACCAUUAGUGAUGCCAGGAGGAAGCCUGUCGCGAGGUGUACAGAGGGGCUGUGCGGACCAAAGCACAACAUCUGCACCGGGCACGCUGGAGCCCCUGAUCUGUCUCAUCAAGACGCGGAUGAGAACCGCAUCCACUCGGAGAGACUUAGCGCUGAUCUCAGUCUGUCUGCCCGAUCUGAUACCUACAGCGAGGAGUCCACAGGAGAGGAGACUGAGCACAAAGAAGGCGCCGCAGACCAGCAACCACACAGCGAGGAGCGGGGUAGAUGGCAGAAGAAGGAGGCAGAGGAGGAUAUGGAGGAGGAAUAUCACCACAGCGGGGAGACGGUCAGCUGUUCCCCCGAGGAGCGGCAGUCCAGGUCCGGUACCAAGAAGCGCUCCAGGGCGGCCUUCUCUCACGCACAGGUCUACGAGCUGGAGCGCCGCUUUAACGCGCAGCGGUACCUUUCAGGACCUGAACGGGCAGAUCUGGCGGAAGCUCUGAAACUCACAGAGACCCAGGUGAAAAUCUGGUUCCAGAACCGGAGAUAUAAAACCAAACGGCGCCAGAUGGCCGCCGAGCUGGCGGCGUGCAGCGGCUCGCCAAAGAAAGUAGCAGUUAAAGUGCUGAUGAGGGACAGUCCGUACCAUCAGGCGAAUGGAGUACACAUCCCAGUGUCUGUGCCACUGUACCACGCCUACCAGUACCCCUACCUGCACUACUGCUGCCAGCCCUGGACCAUGAACAGCAUGUCUUGUGGAGGGAUGCUCUGAAGCCCUCUCUUUACUCCAGAGAAUACAUGACUUGAAGUGUCUCCUCCAACUCAAGGUGUUAGCUGUCUGUACAGUCAGUGGAUCUUCUCUGUCAAACUGACUGAGUUUGUACAGUUUUUUUCUAUUAUGUUUUUUUUUUUUUUUUUAACUAAGCCAGUUUAGCAUGCUUUUUCUUUUUAAUGCAAAACAAUAUCAGAAUUUGACCUGCUAGUUAGAGUUCAUAGAAUGCAAAUGUCAUUCAACAUUUAGAGAGGAAAGAAAAAAUAAUAAACCAUUUUAAAGUUAGAAAUCUUUGGAAUUUAAGACCAAGAUUUGAGUGUGGUUAUUAUUUUGCGAUGAUUUACAAGAAGAAAAUAUAUUUUAAAGGAUAAUGUUGACAAAAACGGUUCUGCUGUAUUUUUCAUCCACCAAAUGCUGUGUAGGUUUCUCUUAAUCUUAUUUUCUAUCUAUUUUAUUUAAUAAUAUAUGUAUCUUUUUAAGAAAAAACUUCUACGUGACUGUACAGAAAAUGGGAGGUUUGUUUAUUUCUUUUGUUAACUAAGGCGAGGGUAGUCUGACUUGGGAGAGCAGACGAGGGUCUUUUUAUAUUUUAACAACCAGAUUUUACAUUUUCACAUUCCCUUGCAAGAUUAUUAAAAAACAAAAAGGUGCAAAUAGUUGCAAAUGAUGGCCAUAUAGUGUGGCAGUGGGUCAUAAAGGUGUGUUUUGCUGUAGCCUAUACAGAAGACAAUGAUCUUGUCUCUGUUUCAGGCAUUUACCACACUUAAUAUUAUCUGCCAAAUGUAAUUUCCUCCUUCACUUUCUUCUGCAUCAUAACAAAAAGAAAGUUAUGUUUGCCAUAAAUUUGGAGAUCACUUAUUCUGCCUCUAAUCAUUGUAUUCCAUAAAUAUUGAUCACUCCA